CUGCAACCUGCUCAAUUGGCAUUGGCUGCAAUCCCCUCCUACCGCGAUAAGGCCGCUCGCGCCGCGAGAAGGCAAGUCGGCGCGGCGGAGCUGUCGCAGUGAGGCACUUUCCCCCGCGGUUCCCGGCGCCCGCCCAGGCCUUCCCUGCACCAUGCGCGUGCCUUACCUGCACGAGGCGUACCGCGCCUUCACCAUCGGCCUGCAGGCGGGCGUGGUGGCCGUGGCGCUGCUCUGGCUGCUGCGGGUCACGGGUCUGUACACGUGCGCGUGUGCGUGCCCCUGCGCCACGUUCGUGACGGCGUGCGCGCUGGGGGCGCUGGCGGCUCUGCAGGCGGGGGCGCAGCGCCUGUCGGCGACCGGGCGCGGGGUGCUCGUCACGGGCUGCGACUCGGGCUUCGGGUUGGCGCUGGCGCGGCGCCUGCAGGAGCUGGGCUGCGUCGUGUUCGCGGGCUGCCUGCAGGCGGCGAACGGCGACGGCGCAGUCGAGCUCCGGCGCCUGCCGCGCGUGCACGUGCUGCAGCUCGACGUCACCAACGACGAAGAGAUAGAAGCAGCGCGCGCCUACGUGCAGCAGCAUCUCCCGGUAAAUGGGCUGUGGGGCGUGGUGAACAACGCGGGCAUAUUCAUGUUCGGCCCGGCCGAGUUGACGAGGCCCGAAGACGCGGCGCGCCUCUUCCACGUGAACACCCUGGGCACGCUGCGCGUGUCCAAGGCCUUCCUGCCGCUGCUGCGCCGCACCAAAGGCCGCCUGGUGAACAUGGUGAGCGUGGCGGGGCGCGAGUACUGCGGCCCCAUGGCCUCCUACACCAUGUCCAAGCACGCGUCCGAGGGCCUCAGCGACAGCCUGCGCCUGGAGCAGCGGCGCUUCGGCGUGCACGUCGCCACCAUGACGCCCGGCGCCUUCGCCGCAGAAAAAGGAAGAUUUUUUAAACUUUAUGCAAAGGACCUCUCCCCUGUGAUAGCUGCAAUUGAGCAUGCUCUGUUCGGAAAAUGGCCGGCACCGCGCUACCAUCCGUCUGACAUCUGGUACCUGCUACGCACCGUCCUCAAUACACAUGGACCCGAGUGGCUCUAUGAGAAGCUCUACUCUUGAGCACCUCACAAACUCUUCUAAUAAAUGCUUUUCGCUAUAUCAUUGCUAUCAUUUAUUCUCCUUGAGUUUCAUAUUUGAGGUUUUUCCACUUUGGAUGUGGUGAUGUUAAGGAGUUUUGGCACUUCGAACCUUCGUGCGCAGUUUGAGUUCUGCAUCACUUUUGUGCAUCUGCGCCAGAGCAGAAGAUUGAUGGAGUUGUCGAUUGUUGUAACGCUUCGUGGUGCAAAAACUCCCUAGUUUUAGAUUUAGAUUUAUUUAGUCAAAAAAAAAAAAAAUUUUUUGAAUUUCAUAAUCCCUUCCCG
Molecule: messenger RNA, 1395 nt
Organism: Gryllus bimaculatus (two-spotted cricket)
Lineage: Eukaryota; Metazoa; Arthropoda; Insecta; Orthoptera; Gryllidae
Source: the annotation of a GenBank genome assembly